Molecule: messenger RNA, 684 nt
Organism: Angiostrongylus costaricensis
Lineage: Eukaryota; Metazoa; Nematoda; Chromadorea; Rhabditida; Metastrongylidae
Source: the annotation of a GenBank genome assembly
AUGAGUUCCCCUGAUACCGUGAUCCCUGAAAAGUUUUUUGGCCGUUUCCAACUGGAGAAAAGCGAGAACUUCGACGAGUUCCUAUCUGCCAAAGGUGUUAACUGGUUUUUGAGGAAAAUGAUACAGUUCGCCAAUGUAACCAAAGUUAUUGCCAAAAAUGAAACCUCAGGAUAUAAUCUGGAAAACCUGACUUCAAAAAAGAAUACAUUCUACCAUGGAUGGAGACUUGGUGAAACUUUCGAAGGAGAUGGAUUAGAUGGUAUACGACACAAUGUAACGUUCAAUUUUGCCAAUGAUACACUUACGGAAAAUCAUGUAAGGCUUAAUGAUCCCCUCGAUAAAGGAGAGACGUAUCGCUACAAUAUUGACACCGAGGGCAAGCUUGUUCUGGUAGGAUAUGGUGGGUCUACACGUAAACUGGCGCUGCCAGCUAUGCUCAAAAAGAAGUUCAAAAGGAAUAGGAAGCCUGGGUGUUUUGACUACGCAAAUCUUACAUCGAAAAAGGAUGUAUUUUACAACGAUGUGGAAUUGGGAAAAGAGUUUGUUGGUGAAUGGAUCGAUCCCACAAAGCAUAAGAUCAUAUUUGACCUUGUCGGAGACGUUCUUUAUGAAAAGCACAUUCCCAUAGAAAAGAAAAUGGAAACUAAUGGUAUUGUCGGGAAACGGUUCUAUAGGCGUGUCUAA